Messenger RNA from Neopelma chrysocephalum (saffron-crested tyrant-manakin), 5288 nucleotides. It is a transcript of the gene GABPB1, whose product is annotated as GA binding protein transcription factor subunit beta 1. The record is from RefSeq and is a predicted model, not a curated record. Gene Ontology annotation, molecular function: protein binding; transcription cis-regulatory region binding. The transcript is spliced from 9 exons. Lineage: Eukaryota; Metazoa; Chordata; Aves; Passeriformes; Pipridae. Gene Ontology annotation, cellular component: nucleus. Gene Ontology annotation, biological process: positive regulation of transcription by RNA polymerase II. Bases 2471 to 3661 code for a protein of 396 amino acids.
UAAGAUAGCUUAUGUUUAGUGGGAAAUGCUGCAUAGUAGAGUUAAAUGUGCUUAGCGUUGUGAAUGCAUGCCCUGUAGUUCUUUAGCCUAUUUGCUUUUAAGUUAUUCAUUACUUCUGAAGUAUUACUGAGACUAAGCAGUUUGGUUGAGCUGUGUAUGCCCACAGAAGUACUUGUAAGGGAAUCUCAGUCUGCUGUGUGAGUGAGGUUAGGAGUGUACAUGGCAGAUCAGCACACACUAGAUAGAGACGCUUGUUCGUGACCCACUUUCUUUGCUGAAAUCACUUUGUUUUCUAGUUGGGGUUUUUUUUAGGCCUAUGUACUAGACAGAAACUGUCGAAGAAGAGUCCUCCUGAUAUAAUGGAUGCUGUAGUUGGAAGGUGGAUGACUUUUAUUUAACGGUAUUUCAAGUUUCAAUUAAUCUGAGACAUCCUCUUAAGGCUGUAGUACAAUUCAAAGGCUACAUCACAAGCACUUCGAUCCUUCGUGUUGAUUGUGGCUGCUGUAAAGUAACCUUUUUGGUAUCUAGUGCCAAACUUAUUUGUGAAAGCUUUGUAGCUUGUUGGCAGUGCCAAGGCAAAUCUUGAUGCCAGUGGUUCACCCUUGUUGCAUAAUAAUACUCUUUAGGUGUUGCAGAUAAUGGCCAAAUCUGUGCUCUCCUUUGUAAGAAGAUGACUUUCCUACCAUCUGUAUUAUUUAAGGGAGUUGCAUUGUUGAUGAGAGCUUAUUUAAAUCAAUGUAUGAACCUAAUUGGAGGACAGACCUGCAUUAGUGUGGGCUUGACUGUCUUCUCCACUAAGCUAUUCAACAAUGUUUGCUUUUCUCAGAUCAGGUAUUUUUCAUCUCGUGCAUGUUUAACAUGAGGUCAUGUUGCUGUUGGAACAAACUAGAGAGAAGUUAAUUAAAAAGUCAUAGGGGAGAGCUGAAAGCACUGGAAUUAAAGCUGACUGCAAUUAACAUAUUGGUGUAAUUUUCACUAUCGUGAUAGAAAUGUGGAUUCUCUAAGCCUAUGAUAUUUAUAUUAUGAUUUGAAGUAUCACAUGUGAAAUCAUUGUCAAAGUACAUUUGAUUCCCUUAGGAAACAAUACAUGAACUUUUUGAGCUUAUCCCAUUCAAGUUGCUGUAAUCGCUGCUAAUUGAUAUGUACAGUAGAAUCAUGCCAGAGUGUUUAAGUGAUGCUAACUAGUAUAUGCUGUGCUUCAAAAUAUUGUUGACCUUGGUAUGGACAGGCACAUAAAAUUAGCUAGAAAUGGCAAUUCUGAGUUUCUGCUGGAAUUAGUACAAUGAUGGCAUUUCUGAAGGUCAGGUCUGGGGAAGCAGGUUAAUUUUUGUAAUAGGGGAAAGAAAGAGACCUUCUAAAGGGGCAUUCUUUUUCCAGAUGUAAUGGAUGUGAGAGAUGAUGGGUCUCCAGCAGUUUUCCAAGUACAGUUCUGCCAUGUAUCACUUCAGUAGGGAAACCUGUUUAAUUAGCCUUUAAUGGAACUUUGUCCUGGAGUUUUUAGGAAUGAUUGCAAAUCCUUAUUAGGUAGGUAGGUGGGUUGCACGGAGCAGUCCAUGCUCCUCCAGUGGAAGGAUGUCUCUUCCAGGAGUGUACCUUAGUACAACACUGGCGGCUGCAGGAUCUCUGGGCUGGCAGAUGUUCUGCAGCAGCUGUUUUGUGCCUAUUGAUUUUGACCAGCUGAUGCUCAGCACUCAGUGAUAGAAGAGGAACAAGGCUGGGUCCAGGAUCCCUGUGGCAGGACACAAGUCUGAAGGAUGCUGCAACAUUUUAAGCCAAACUUAAUUUUUCUUUGGACUGCAGACUUUGCUGCUGUGUUGUCUGUAGGCUGUGGUGUGGUAGCCCAAAUGUCCCAAGCUGCAUGUUUUUCAGCUCCACUUGCUCCCCAUGGAGCCCAUUUCACACGCAGUUGCACCUGAACUCCUGCUGAAUGCUAUUAUAUACCCCUCUGAUAUAUCAUCUUCAUAGUUUUAUAGAAUGUAUAAAAACUUAAAUCUAAGAUGGAUGCAAAAAAGUAGUAUGAUUUUCUAUUGUACUGAAGUAAAAUAGCAAUAAUACUUUGAUAUAAGUAUUAAUUACCAGUUAUUUGUGGCAUCUGGCUAAUGAUACUGUACAGAAUGCUUUGCAGUAGUGAAAUGUGGAAGUUCAGGAGGUCCAAAGAAGUCCAAACCCAGCAGAAGUUCUUCCCAAUUUACUCAGUUGCAGACAAAACCCUCUGUUCACACAGUUGUGUAGGAGCUGUUAGAAGUCUGAAAACACAAUCAGAUCGCCAUAAAAAUAACUAUAACAGUCUCAAAACUAUUUCAGAGCCAGUGAUGUUUUUAUUCUCUGAAAGAGUCCUCAUGUAAAGUGUUACACAGCUGUCGUGCUGGCCAAGCUUGAUGGAAACAAUACCGGAAAGAGAACCCUCUAAGACAGUUCAGUAGAGUUGAUUGUAACACACUGUGGAGUAGCAGCAGAGUCCUGCUUUGAAAUGAUGUCACUAGUAGAUUUGGGAAAGAAACUUUUAGAAGCUGCACGAGCAGGUCAAGAUGACGAAGUUCGCAUUUUGAUGGCAAAUGGAGCACCUUUCACCACAGACUGGCUGGGAACAUCUCCACUUCAUCUAGCAGCACAGUAUGGACACUACUCAACCACAGAGGUGUUGCUGCGAGCAGGUGUAAGUCGGGAUGCCAGAACCAAAGUGGACAGAACUCCAUUACACAUGGCAGCAUCAGAAGGCCAUGCCAGCAUAGUAGAAGUCUUACUUAAGCAUGGUGCUGAUGUCAAUGCAAAGGACAUGCUCAAAAUGACUGCACUUCACUGGGCUGCUGAGCAUCACCACCAAGAAGUUGUAGAACUCUUGAUAAAGUAUGGAGCAGAUGUUCAUGCUCAGAGUAAAUUUUGCAAAACAGCAUUAGAUAUUGCAGUAGACAACGGGAAUGAAGACAUUGCAGAAAUAUUACAGAUUGCAAUGCAGAACCAAAUCAACACAAACCCAGAGAGUCCAGACACUGUGACGAUACACGCAGCAACACCACAGUUCAUCAUUGGACCUGGAGGGGUGGUGAACCUAACAGGUCUGGUAUCUUCUGCAAAUACAUCCAAUGGAACAGAUGAAACAGGAGUGUCUGCUGUACAGUUUGGAAAUUCAUCAACAUCAGUAUUAGCUACGUUGGCAGCUUUAGCAGAAGCAUCAGCUCCACUGUCUAAUUCUUCGGAAACACCAGUUGUAGCCACAGAAGAAGUUGUGACUGCAGAAUCUGUGGAUGGGGCCAUUCAGCAAGUUGUCAGUUCUGGAGGUCAGCAGGUUAUUACUAUAGUUACAGAUGGCAUUCAGCUGGGUAACCUGCAUUCCAUUCCAACCAGUGGAAUAGGGCAGCCCAUCAUUGUGACCAUGCCAGAUGGGCAGCAAGUAUUAACAGUCCCAGCAACAGACAUUGCUGAAGAAACUGUGAUAAGUGAAGAACCGCCAGUGAAGAGACAGUGCAUUGAGAUUGUUGAAAAUCGUGUGGAGUCUGCAGAAAUAGAAGAAAGAGAAACUCUUCAGAAACAGCUGGAUGAGGCAAACAGAGAAGCACAAAAAUACCGUCAGCAGCUUCUAAAGAAGGAACAAGAAGCAGAGGCCUAUCGGCAGAAGUUAGAGGCAAUGAACCGCCUCCAGACUAAUAAAGAAGCUGUUUAAUAAAAAAUGAACACACUGCAAAGCCUGUUACUUUCAAAAACCUGCAGUACAAUCUUGAACUGUACACUGUAUAGGUACAGACAUGGGAUUUCAUGAUAGAGAAGAUGCUACAAGUUGAUAACUGGACUUAAGCCGUGAGCUCUGAUUAAUUUCUUGUAACAUAAAAACUCGAAUUUAGAAAUUGUGAAAAGUAUUUAAAAUGAAAUACUGUAAAUAGUUGGUUUUUUUACAGUUUCAAAAUAAGUUGAUAAAUCUUUUUGAAGGGAUCCAGAAACAUGAAAAGCCAAUGUUUUUGUGAAAUUUUUGAUUUUAGUAUGAAUCUACUUCUGAAAAACAGAACAGUUUUAAGGGUGAUGUUGAUUUAAGCUUGAAAAUUGAUUAUGUGACAAAAUUAAUUAACAGUUAUUUCUACAUGAUAACAACUCAAACAACUUCUCUGAAUAAGACAUUUCCAGGUGGAAAUCUUUGUACAGCUUUAAGUAGUUGUCUCAGAUUCUCUGAAAACCAUUUUUGGUUUUUUUUUAUUUUAGGUGGUGAAAUUUUUAUAUUUAAUUUCAGAUAUAUCCAAGUAGAUUUACAUGUAUAUGAAGCUAAUAUUUUUUAAACUUUUCAGUUUGUACAUAUGCUGCAUGUUUUUAUAAUUUCUACACAUACAUCUUGCAUAGGUAUUUUUCAGCAAAGAUGAGAAAAAUUAUGAGAAAAAUGUUUAGCCUAUAGGUCAUUUGAAGUAAGCUAGCAGCCAGUUUUAUCGUGGAUGGUAUAUUUCUUGGAAGAAUGUAAUUUGUAAUUAAGAAGAACAAAAAAGAAUCUUAAUUUACAUAUUAAGAGGCAAAAUUUGGUAGUGGAGGCGUUGAAACUUCACUUUGUGUGUCUUACAAUUUUCCUGUACAAACAUUUUAAAGUUCAGUAAUGAAUAGAAAAGAAUGUCUCCACUGGAACACCAAUAGUAGUUAUUUUAGAAUAUUCCUAUUGAUCUCUCUUCCCCAAUAGCCUUGAAAUUACUUCAGUGAUACAUUUUUUUCUGAACAGACUUUUGCAUUUUAAUUAUGCCAUUGGACAAGUAAUUUUUUUAUGUUGUAGUGAUGCUCUUCCUACCCAGCAUCAUUGUUCCUCACUGUGAUACUGUGUUUGUGUGUGUCUGUGCAGUGAUCUAUUAUGCUUAAAAUUUAUAUGGCACGUUACAUCUUCAGCGCAUUGUAAAAUCUUUUAAAGAACCCUUUCCUACACUACCUGAGGCAGGUAAGUGUUAUUGUCUCAAUUUUAUAACUGGUAUAAAUGCAACACAAGGGAGUGGUAAAUGACUGGCUUAACACCACAUGAACCUGUGGUCACCUGGGAAUGGAUCUCAGGAGUUCCUGGCUUCUAGUCCUGUGCUUAGACUGAGCUGCCUUAAGAUUGUUCAGUGCUGUGUUACAUUAAAUUUUGAACUACUGUGCAGAUUCGUUUUUUGUAAGAUAAAAUUCUUUGUGCUUUGCUUUGUUGUUCCAUGUUCACUGCUUUUAUGGAAUUGUUUAUAUAAACUUAAGCAAAAAGUCUGGUUUAUCUAUACUGUACACGGAAGAAUUACCCUUAAAACUGUACUCUGGCCUACUUUUUCUAUUUUACAAUUAAAUAUCUUUUCCACAUA